This is a messenger RNA of Schistocerca cancellata (South American locust), 705 nucleotides long. RefSeq names its product 52 kDa repressor of the inhibitor of the protein kinase-like. The transcript has a single exon. The record is from RefSeq and is a predicted model, not a curated record. Bases 1 to 705 code for a protein of 234 amino acids. Lineage: Eukaryota; Metazoa; Arthropoda; Insecta; Orthoptera; Acrididae.
AUGCAUAUGAAUUCUGGGUGGCAUAAAGAUGCAAUAGAAAAGUCAAAUAAUUUCAUUAGUGUUGUGACAAACAAAACUAAAAGUGUGGAAGAACUCGCCAACGAGAAUCUUCCAAAAUUAGUACAAACUAAUCAUGCAAAGUUAAAAUCAAUUGUUUCUUGUGUAUUGUUUUGUGCAUUACGUGACUCACCUUUAAGAGGAGAAACAAAUUCAGAUGUUGUAUUUGAUGUUUUGUUACAAUUUAGAUUACAGUCAGGUGACGAAACACUGUGGAAACGUUUUGAGGGUGCGCCUAAGAAUGCUACCUAUGUUUCUCAUAGAACCCAAAAUGAUUUAUGUGCCAAAGUACUAAGAAAUGAUUUGAUUAAUACCAUCAAUAACAGAGAAUCAUUUUCAGUUUUCGCAGACAAAUCAAUGGAUAUUGCAGGCACAGAACAACUUUCUCUUUCUGCACGUUAUUUUGACCAUGCAACUAAUGUUGUCAGAGGAGACUUCCUUGGAUUUACACCAUUAGCAACGUUAGAUGUAAAACAUAUCUCCAAUACAAUAAUAUCUACUUUAUCUGCUUGGGGUUUAAAUCUAGAUAAAAUGGUAGGACAAGACUAUGAUGGGUGCAGUAUGAUGGCCGGUAAAGUUGGCAGAGUACAGAAGAUAAUUGCUGAGAAAUAUCCCAAGGCUCGCUUCUAUCGUUGUGCUAGCCAUUGA